Messenger RNA from Cercocebus atys (sooty mangabey), 8666 nucleotides. RefSeq names its product sidekick cell adhesion molecule 1 (gene SDK1). Gene Ontology annotation, molecular function: protein binding. The coding region runs from base 1220 to 7447 and encodes 2075 amino acids. The record is from RefSeq and is a predicted model, not a curated record. Gene Ontology annotation, biological process: cell-cell adhesion. The transcript is spliced from 45 exons. NCBI's taxonomy places the organism in Eukaryota, Metazoa, Chordata, Mammalia, Primates, Cercopithecidae.
CUUGGCCUCCCAGAGUGCUGGGAUUAGAGGCGUGAGCCACCGCGCCCGGCCUGUUGUUUUUAUUUCUAAAGAUGGAAGGAAGAUUAUUUAUUUGGAAGAUAAAUUGUGAAUGUUACUUCCCAGUUUGUCAUUGGUCUUUUGACUUUGCCUAUGAUUUUUAUUUUUAUUUUUUAUUUUAUUUUUAUUUUAUUUUAUUUUUGCCAGGAACGAGUUUCAAAGAAUUUAUCUUUUUUAUAUUUGUAAUUUGUCUUUGUUGUAAUUUCAUGUGAUCUGGAUCUUUAGGUACAUGUUUCACAAUGGAUAGAAUAGAAAAGUUGGGAAUUACUUUUGUAUAGGAAAGAAAGGAAUAGAAUAGAAAAGUUAGGAAUUACUUUUUAUGUUUGCAUUCUCUAGCUGCUCACUUUUUUUGACUAUAUUUCAAGCCAACUGUCACAAACAGGGCAUCAUUCCAGGUCCUACUUUGGUUUCUUUUCUCACUCAAUACUAGAAAACCACAGAGUGCCAUUCCCAGCAUUUCAUCUAUCCCAUACUUGCCAUUUGUAAAAUAAGUGCCUAGUGAUGUUAAUUAUUUCUGUAGAAUUGCAUUUAUGCUCUUUUAAUUUUUCUGUAUUUGUGAUGAAUUUCCAUAGUCUGUGGACAGAUGUGCUCUGGGUGCUAUAGUCCGCUAAGUUGGAGUCGAGACCAUUUAUAACUUAACUCUUCGACCUAUUUAACUGUCUGCUUCCUUGCUCUUGGUUUGAGUUACUCUAAUUCCAGUUGCCUUAACUGUAAAAUUGGCUAAUAGAGCCAUGUACCUCCAGGGAAUUCAGUGUAUUGUUUAGAUGAUGAUUAGGUCUUAUUGAUGUUUUCAUAUAAGCUAUUAUAACAAAAUUGCAGUUCAAAAUGAAUGUAUAGGAAAAUGAUUUCUUUAGAAACUUAGAAUAACCAGAACAUUCUUAAAUUUCCACUUAUUGCAUGUUGAUGCAGCUUGAUUCUAUUCCCUGUAAGGAUGAACACUGCAGAAAGACUGAACAAGUGGUGCCAGCACAUCAUCAGAUCUCUUAUUGCAGAAGUUAUAAUUCGAAGAGAAAACAAUCUGCAAUAAGGAGUUCUGUCACAUUUUUAUGACGUUGCUCCGUAUUUUAAAACGGAGCCAGGCCUGCCACAGAUCCACCUGGAAGGGAACCGCCUUGUUCUCACCUGCCUGGCCGAAGGGAGCUGGCCUUUGGAGUUCAAGUGGAUGCGCAAUGGCCGCGAGCUCACCACCUACAGCAGCGAAUAUAAGUAUAUUAUUCCAUCUUUGCAGAAGCUCGAUGCUGGGUUUUACCGCUGCGUGGUGCGAAACAGAAUGGGAGCACUCCUGCAAAGAAAAUCAGAAGUUCAAGUCGCAUACAUGGGAAGUUUCACGGAUACGGACCAGAGGAAAACAGUUCCUCAAGGACGUGCAGCAAUUCUAAACCUGCUGCCCAUCACCAGCUACCCCAGACCUCAAGUGACUUGGUUUAGAGAAGGGCACAAGAUUAUUCCAAGCAACAGAAUAGCCAUCACGUUGGAGAAUCAGCUGGUGAUCCUGGCCACGACAGCCAGUGACGCCGGGGCAUACUACGUGCAGGCCGUGAAUGAGAAGAAUGGAGAAAACAAGACAAGCCCAUUCAUUCAUUUGAGCAUAGCAAGAGAUAUUGGCACACCUGAAACCACGGCCCCCACCAUUGUGGUUCCCCCGGGCAACAGAAGUGUGGUGGCUGGAUCCAGUGAAACCACCUUGGAAUGUAUAGCCAGUGCCAGGCCUGUGGAGGACCUGAGUGUGACCUGGAAGAGGAAUGGAGUGAGAAUCACCAGUGGCCUCCACAGCUUUGGAAGACGUCUCACCAUCAGCAACCCGACGUCCGCAGACACCGGACUGUAUGUCUGCGAGGCGGCGCUGCUGGGGAGCGCUUUUGAACCGGCCAGGGCGAAGGCCUUUCUUUUCAUCACAGAGCCACCAUAUUUUACUGCUGAGCCUGAGAGUCGGAUUUCAGCUGAAGUAGAAGAAACCGUGGACAUCAGAUGCCAAGCCAUGGGGGUCCCCCUUCCCACCCUCCAGUGGUACAAGGAUGCCAUCUCCAUCAGCAGGCUCCAGAAUCCUCGAUACAAAGUGCUCGCCAGCGGAGGCCUGCGCAUCCAGAAGCUGCGUCCAGAGGACUCCGGAAUCUUCCAGUGCUUCGCCAGCAAUGAAGGAGGGGAGAUCCAGACCCACACCUACCUGGAUGUAACCAAUAUCGCUCCAGUGUUCACCCAGCGGCCAGCAGACACCACGGUUACCGACGGGAUGACAGCCAUUCUAAGGUGUGAGGUGUCCGGGGCUCCCAAACCCGCCAUCACCUGGAAAAGAGAAAACCACAUUCUGGCCAGUGGCUCUGUCCGGAUUCCUAGGUUCAUGCUUCUUGAAUCGGGGGGUCUACAGAUCGCACCCGUCUUCAUCCAGGAUGCCGGCAACUACACCUGCUAUGCGGCCAACACGGAGGGCUCCCUGAACGCAUCGGCCACGCUCACCGUGUGGAAUCGGACAUCUAUCAUCCACCCUCCUGAGGACCACGUGGUGAUUAAGGGGACCACGGCUACGCUGCACUGUGGAGCCACGCACGACCCCCGGGUUUCCCUCCGCUACGUUUGGAAGAAGGACAACGUGGCCCUGACUCCAUCGAGCACAUCUAGGAUCGUGGUGGAGAAGGAUGGGUCCCUUCUCAUCAGCCAGACGUGGUCGGGUGACAUCGGUGAUUACACCUGCGAGAUUGUUUCUGAAGGCGGGAACGAUUCUAGGAUGGCCCGGUUGGAAGUGAUUGAACUGCCUCAUUCACCUCAGAACCUCCUGGCCAGCCCUAAUUCUUCCCACAGCCACGCCGUGGUGCUCUCUUGGGUCCGGCCCUUUGACGGAAACAGUCCUAUUCUUUAUUACAUCGUGGAGCUGUCUGAAAACAACUCUCCGUGGAAAGUGCAUCUGUCAAAUGUUGGCCCCGAGAUGACAGGCGUCACCGUGAGCGGCCUGACUCCGGCUCGCACCUAUCAAUUCCGGGUGUGCGCAGUGAACGAAGUGGGCAGGGGCCAGUACAGCGCUGAGACAAGCAGGUUGAUGCUACCUGAAGAACCACCCAGUGCUCCCCCGAAAAAUAUAGUGGCCAGUGGGCGGACCAAUCAAUCCAUUAUGGUCCAGUGGCAGCCGCCCCCAGAAACAGAGCACAACGGGGUGUUGCGUGGUUACAUCCUCAGGUACCGCCUGGCUGGCCUUCCCGGAGAGUACCAGCAGCGGAACAUCACCAGCCCGGAGGUGAACUACUGCCUGGUGACAGACCUGAUCAUCUGGACACAGUAUGAGAUACAGGUGGCAGCGUACAACGGGGCCGGCCUGGGCGUCUUCAGCAGAGCCGUGACCGAAUACACCUUGCAGGGAGUGCCCACCGCGCCCCCGCAGAACGUGCAGACGGAAGCCGUGAACUCCACCACCAUUCAGUUCCUGUGGAACCCUCCACCUCAGCAGUUUAUCAACGGCAUCAACCAGGGAUACAAGCUUCUGGCAUGGCCGGCAGAUGCCCCCGAGGCUGUCACUGUGGUCACUAUUGCCCCAGAUUUCCACGGAGUCCACCACGGACACAUAACGAACCUGAAGAAGUUUACCGCCUACUUCACUUCCGUUCUGUGCUUCACCACCCCUGGGGACGGGCCUCCAAGCACACCUCAGCUUGUCUGGACUCAUGAAGACAAACCAGGAGCUGUGGGACAUCUGAGUUUCACGGAGAUUCUGGACACAUCUCUCAAGGUCAGCUGGCAGGAGCCCCUGGAGAAAAAUGGCAUCAUUACAGGCUACCAGAUCUCUUGGGAGGUGUACGGCAGGAACGACUCUCGUCUCACGCACACCCUGAACAGCACGACGCAUGAGUACAAGAUCCAAGGCCUCUCAUCUCUCACCACCUACACCAUCGAUGUGGCUGCUGUGACUGCCGUGGGUGCUGGCCUGGUGACUUCUUCCACCAUUUCCUCUGGAGUGCCCCCAGACCUUCCUGGUGCCCCAUCCAACCUGGUCAUUUCCAACAUCAGCCCUCGCUCCGCCACCCUUCAGUUCCGGCCAGGCUAUGACGGGAAAACGUCCAUCUCCAGGUGGAUUGUCGAGGGGCAGGUGGGAGCUAUCGGCGAUGAGGAGGAGUGGGUCACCCUCUAUGAAGAGGAGAAUGAGCCUGAUGCCCAGACGCUGGAGAUCCCAAACCUCACGCCCUACACUCACUACAGAUUUCGAAUGAAGCAAGUGAACAUUGUCGGGCCGAGCCCCUACAGUCAGUCUUCCCGGGUCAUCCAGACCCUGCAGGCCCCACCCGAUGUGGCUCCAACCAGCGUCACGGUCCGGACUGCCAGUGAGACCAGCCUGCGGCUUCGCUGGGUGCCCCUGCCAGAUUCUCAGUACAACGGGAACCCUGAGUCCGUGGGCUACAGAAUUAAGUACUGGCGCUCAGACCUCCAGUCUUCAGCACUGGCCCAAGUCGUCAGUGACCGGCUGGAGAGGGAAUUCACCAUCGAGGAGCUGGAGGAAUGGAUGGAAUACGAGCUCCAGAUGCAGGCCUUCAACGCCGUCGGGGCCGGGCCGUGGAGCGAGGUGGUGCGGGGCCGGACGCGUGAGUCAGUUCCUUCAGCCGCCCCUGAGAACGUGUCAGCUGAGGCUGUCAGCUCGACACAGAUUUUACUGACAUGGGCUUCCGUGCCGGAACAGGACCAGAAUGGGCUCAUACUGGGCUACAAGAUCCUGUUCCGGGCCAAAGACCUGGAUCCCGAGCCCAGGAGCCACACCGUGCGAGGGAACCACACGCAGUCGGCCCUGCUGGCAGGCCUGCGCAAGUUCGUGCUCUACGAGCUCCAGGUGCUGGCGUUCACCCGCAUCGGAAACGGGGUCCCCAGCACGCCCCUCAUCCUGGAGCGCACCAAAGACGAUGCUCCAGGCCCACCAGUGAGGCUUGUGUUCCCCGAAGUGAGACUCACCUCCGUGCGGAUUGUGUGGCAACCUCCGGAGGAGCCCAAUGGCAUCAUCCUGGGGUACCAGAUUGCCUACCGCCUGGCCAGCAGCAGCCCCCACACCUUCACCACCGUGGAGGUCGGCGCCACAGUGAGGCAGUUCACAGCCACCGACCUGGCCCCGGAGUCUGCAUACAUCUUCAGGCUGUCCGCCAAGACGAGGCAGGGCUGGGGGGAGCCACUGGAGGCCACAGUCAUCACCACUGAGAAGAGAGAGCGGCCGGCACCCCCCAGAGAGCUCCUGGUACCCCAGGCAGAAGUGACCGCACGCAGCCUCCGGCUCCAGUGGGUCCCGGGCAGCGAUGGGGCCUCCCCUAUCCGGUACUUCACCGUGCAGGUGCGAGAGCUGCCCCGGGGCGAGUGGCAGACAUACUCCUCAUCCAUCAGCCAUGAGGCCACAGCCUGCAUCGUUGACAGACUGAGGCCCUUCACCUCCUACAAGCUGCGCCUGAAAGCUACCAAUGACAUUGGAGACAGCGACUUCAGUUCGGAGACAGAGGCGGUGACCACGCUGCAGGAUGUUCCAGGAGAGCCCCCGGGAUCUGUCUCAGCAACGCCACACACCACGUCCUCUGUCCUGAUACAGUGGCAGCCUCCGAGGGACGAAAGCCUGAACGGCCUUCUUCAGGGAUACAGGAUCUACUACCGGGAGCUGGAGUAUGAAGCUGGGUCAGGCACCGAGGCCAAGACGCUCAAAAGCCCUAUAGCUUUACGUGCUGAGCUCACAGCCCAAAGCAGCUUCAAGACGGUGAACAGCAGCUCCACAUCGACCAUGUGUGAACUAACACAUUUAAAGAAGUACCGGCGCUAUGAAGUAAUAAUGACUGCCUAUAACAUCAUUGGUGAGAGCCCAGCCAGCGCACCCGUGGAGGUCUUUGUCGGCGAGGCUGCCCCGGCCAUGGCCCCGCAGAACGUGCAGGUGACCCCGCUCACGGCCAGCCAGCUGGAGGUCACAUGGGACCCACCGCCCCCAGAGAGCCAGAAUGGGAACAUCCAAGGCUACAAGAUUUACUACUGGGAGGCAGACAGCCAGAACGACACGGAGAAAAUGAAGGUCCUGUUCCUCCCUGAGCCCGUGGUGAGGCUGAAGAACCUGACCAGCCAUACCGAGUACCUGGUCAGCAUAUCAGCCUUCAACGCCGCUGGAGAUGGGCCCAGGAGUGACCCCCGGCAGGGGCGCACCCACCAGGCGGCCCCUGGGGCCCCCAGCUUUCUGGCGUUCUCAGAAAUAACCUCCACCACGCUCAACGUCUCCUGGGGCGAGCCUGCGGCAGCCAAUGGCAUCCUGCAGGGCUAUCGGGUGGUGUACGAGCCCUUGGCCCCUGUGCAAGGGGUGAGCAAGGUGGUGACUGUGGAAGUGAGAGGGAACUGGCAGCGCUGGCUGAAGGUGCGGGACCUCACCAAGGGGGUGACCUAUUUCUUCCGUGUCCAAGCGCGGACCAUCACCUACGGGCCUGAGCUCCAAGCCAACGUCACGGCCGGGCCAGCCGAGGGGUCCCCAGGCUCGCCUAGAGAUGUCCUGGUCACCAAGUCCGCCUCUGAACUGACGCUGCAGUGGACUGAGGGACACUCCGGCGACACACCCACCACAGGCUACGUCAUCGAGGCCCGGCCCUCAGAUGAAGGCUUAUGGGACAUGUUUGUGAAGGACAUCCCACGGAGUGCCACAUCCUACACCCUCAGCCUGGAUAAGCUCCGGCAAGGCGUGACUUACGAGUUCCGGGUGGUGGCUGUGAACGAGGUGGGCUACGGGGAGCCCAGCAGCCCCUCCACGGCCGUGUCAGCUCAAGUGGAAGCCCCAUUCUACGAGGAGUGGUGGUUUCUCCUGGUGAUGGCUCUGUCCAGCCUGAUCGUCAUCCUGCUGGUGGUGUUCGCCCUCGUCCUGCAUGGGCAGAAUAAGAAGUACAAGAACUGCAGCACAGGAAAGGGAAUCUCCACCAUGGAGGAGUCUGUGACCCGGGACAAUGGAGGAUUUGCUGCCCUGGAGCUCAGCAGCCGCCACCUCAAUGUCAAGAGCACCUUCUCCAAGAAGAACGGGACCAGGUCCCCACCCCGGCCGAGCCCUGGCGGUCUGCACUACUCAGACGAGGACAUCUGCAACAAGUACAACGGCGCCGUGCUGACCGAGAGCGUGAGCCUCAAGGAGAAGUCGGCGGACGCGUCAGAAUCUGAGGCCACCGACUCCGACUAUGAGGACGCGCUGCCCAAGCACUCGUUCGUGAACCACUACAUGAGCGACCCCACCUACUACAACUCGUGGAAGCGCCGGGCCCAGGGCCGUGCACCUGCGCCGCACAGGUACGAGGCGGUGGCGGGCGCCGAGGCGGGCGCGCAGCUGCACCCGGUCAUCACCACGCAGAGCGCGGGUGGCGUCUACACCCCCGCCGGCCCCGGCGCGCGGACUCCGCUCACCGGCUUCUCCUCCUUCGUGUGAGCAAAGCGCCACACCUCCCUCAGGGCCGAACGGAGGCGAACUUUCCGGAGUCUAUUUUUGUUAAGACAAUCAACUCCAAUAACUGAGCUGAAGUUUUUGUUUAAAAAAAAAAAAAUCUGAUAAGUGAUGAUUUUACCUACUUGUGGACAUUAGAUUUCAAUUAGGAAGGUUUUUUUAAACGGCUUUUUGUAACAUCGCUGCAGGAAGCAGGUUUCUUUCUUUUUCUUUUCUUUUUAAGAGAAGGUGUAUUUCACUGGUACAAUGGCUUGGCACCGCCGGGGCCUGGGAGGACCUCAGACCUCCCUAGCCCUGGGUUUCUCCGUCUUCAAGACCAACUAGGAAGGCUCAAGCGGGGAGAGGGAAUGGAGGGUCAGGUGAGAUCUCAGAGCUGCCCCGGCUGGCCCCUGUCUCUUUCUACCUCCUCUUCCAGAGACCCAGCGGCUCACACCCUUCUCAACGCAGGACAUCCUCGGCUCACAGCUCCCUCCUGGGGUUUGAAGAGCAAACGUUUCUCCCUGGGCUCAGCGCGUUUUGUCCCAACUUCAUCUGUUUCUGAAAUGUUCUCACUUGGCAAUUUCUAAGCAAGGAGUCGGCUUUCGGGUUCCUGACGGCUGGACAGGGAUGCUAAGGUGUGAUUCAACUGUCACCGUCAGCGUCACUGCAGUGAUGCGGUCCUGAGGCUUUUCUGCCUGUCUUUCCCCCUUCCUUCCCACCUGACUAGGGAGGCCUCUUAAGGCUGGAAGCCACCACGCCAGCCUCUCCUUCCUGAACACAGCACACGGCCAACUCUGCGGGACACGAGGACAUGGGACGGCGUCCCCAGAAUUGCUUGUUAAGUAGGAAGCGUGCAUUGUUAACCAGAGUAUUUUUUAAAUCUUUUUAUCUUUUUUUAAACUAUGUCACAUGAAAUGCGUCUUUGCUGUCUCCAGGUGCCUUUUUAUUAAUUGUUCAGCUUUGUACAUGGGAAAAGAUGAAAAGCAACAGUCUCUGCAAAUAAAGCAAAACAGCUCUGAGAACACACGCUCCCGACUUGCCUCGUGCACACCAGGCCGUCCCCUCCCUCUGUCCUGGCUUCUGCCGGCCGCCCACGGCGGCCACCGCUUCUCCACCGCUGGCACUGCUGCUGCCCCCUCUCCCAGUCCAAGGCCAGCUUUUAGCCUUAACAGGUUUUCUGGAAACAUUUCAUUUUUUCUUUAAAAUUGUCAUUGUUUGGUUUAAA